This is a messenger RNA of Penicillium digitatum Pd1, 387 nucleotides long. Lineage: Eukaryota; Fungi; Ascomycota; Eurotiomycetes; Eurotiales; Aspergillaceae. The record is from RefSeq and is a predicted model, not a curated record.
AUGAAUCAAAUUGCGCUGGUCCAGAGUUCACCUCGAUUCCAGUGUGACCGGUUCUGGGACUCGCAUAAUGCUUGGCUAUCACCGUGUGCAUUGCCAUAUCUGGCAUGCAUACCGGCCUUCAUAGUAUUGCUUAUUGCAUUAAGCCACGUACUUGGAUACUUCUGCCAGCGAUGGCGCCCCAAGUGGACUGUUCCUUUUAUUUCCGAACAGCAUGAUAGCCAAGAGCUCCAACUAGAUCACCCCAAGCAAUCAUUGCGAUGGAUUGUCCUUCUCCUCAUAUUUACGGCUACUGGGCUUGUAGCCGAGACAGUUCAGUUUGUUCCUCCGGGGAUUGAUACCUCGGCGUUUGUACUUGUUCUCUCAUGGGUCGGUUCUCUACGUCUCUAA